UUUUUUUACGGGGGCCUGGACAUGUCUUAAAAACUUCUCAAAUGUUUUAAUUUGUUUUGGUGGCUGUCUCCGUUUCAUGUUGUAAUAAAAGAAGUCCAGAAACGUUUAAAUGGAAAAAGUAAAGGUACCGUUUGAACAAAGGGAAGCUGCAGCAUUUAAGACCACAACAUAAAGGUGAGUGGUUUUAAAACUAGACAGGAACGUGUGACUGGCGGUGGUUUUGGACAGGAAGAGCUCAAAUGUGACGCAUUUCUCAUGUUCUGCAAGAUUGUUAUUUCCUGCCCAACAUUUUGCUAUCAGACAGUAAAAGAUUUGAACUCUGACAGUUUAUGAUGUCUUUGUUUCUGAUUCUGCUGAUUAUUAUCAAGGCGCCAGGAAUCGAUGCUUCGACUGUGUUUGUGCAGACGGGUGGCGAUGUUUUUCUUAAUGUCUCAGAAGCGGAUAUACCCCAGGAUCUUCACUUCUUCUUAUGGAAAUUUGUCUCAAAUGAUGUGCUGGUGUCUUUCUUUUCAAACGGAGAACCAAAGAUCCACGAGGCUUACGCUGGAAGAAUCGAACUUUUAGGACAAAAACACUCAAUUAAAUUAAAGAACCUCCAGAAAUCUGACAGUGGACUUUAUACGGCAGUCGUAACAGCAGCUUCAAAGCAAACACUGACUGAGUACAACGUCACAGUUCAAGAUCCAGUGAGUCCAGUCGAUCUGGUCAUUGACUCCGUGUCCAGCGCCUCUUCCUCCUGUAACCUCACAGUGACAUGCAUCACUGAGGACUCGGACAUCAGCAGCACUUUCAGAUGUACCACCAAAACCUGCCAUCAGGAGGGAGGAGAGAAGUCAAAGGCCACUAAAUCCGGUGCUUCUCUCCAUGUCUGCCUGUCAAAUUUAUCGAUCGUCUGUAAUCAUAGCAACCGGGUCAGCUGGUCAGAGAAGAAAACCGCGACUGAUCUCCUUUGUUACCAGUAUAUUGAUGCAGACGGGCUCUCUGGAGUCUCCAUUUGUGUAGUGAUGGUGGUCGGUCUGAUCAUCAUGGUGUUGGCUGUCAUUGGUGUCCACCUCACUGAGAAGUUCAAGAAAUAGAAAGAACUGGUUGCUUGUUUAAUGUUUGUAAGAAAUGGGUGCUGCCGAGUGUUGGAGCGGAGAUAGAGAGAGGCGUGGCUUGAUGCACGUCUUUGUUACUCCUCCAAGGCUCAGCUCGGAGGGCAUAUGUUGAUAAAGAAUUGAGACAGCACACGGGUUGAGCAAAUAACUUUUCAAUGAGAGGAUUUAUUCUUCCUUAAAUCAACAUGAAAUCAAACUUUUAGUAACCUUUUAAUUACCUAAAUGUCCAUAUUGACUAGUUAUGUGACCCUAGUUAAGUCCAGAAUCAACAUCUCAUGGCCAUAGCUUCUUUAAGCUAUUCUAGUCAUUAAACUCACAAAUAAACCAAAACCAGAUAAAAAAUACACUUUGUUAAUCAUGAAUCAAUUUUCUUUAUGCAUCACACUGUUUCCACUAUAUUUACAUUUUUUUUUACAUUUUUAUCAUUAAAUGAA
This is a messenger RNA of Fundulus heteroclitus (mummichog), 1531 nucleotides long. RefSeq lists its product as uncharacterized. NCBI's taxonomy places the organism in Eukaryota, Metazoa, Chordata, Actinopteri, Cyprinodontiformes, Fundulidae. Bases 330 to 1076 code for a protein of 248 amino acids. The transcript is spliced from 4 exons. The record is from RefSeq and is a predicted model, not a curated record.